AUGACGAGCAUUCAUGUAGCGCUGCUGGGCCCGCUCUUCGUAGUCGUCGGCUACGGACUCAUUCUGGGCAUCGCAUUCGUCCACUUUACCAAGUUUUUACCAGCAAACAGCUCGGGGCACUUGAUACUGAGCACCUUCCUGGCCUCGGAGCUGCUGUUACAAUACUCGCUGGCCAUCUGGAUUGACCCUGGCUACCCGCGCAGGGCACAUCACUGUCGCGAGUGUCGACGAUGCGUCUACGAGAUGGAUCACCAUUGCCCGUGGAUUAACAACUGUGUUGGGUACUACAACUACCGCCACUUUUGGCUGCUGCUACUGUACAUCUGGGUGAGCUGUUUAUAUGUGGCGAUGCAGUCGGCUGGGCUCUUUGUAGCGACGUUUAAGACGAGUGCGGAUGAGGCUUCCGCUGCACGAGAGAGAGUGGUGUUGGACCGGUUUAAAGUGCUGUUCUCGUUCAUGGCUACAAGUGUAGUAGGUGUGGUGAUAUGCUGCUACUGGGGGUGGCACGUCUACUUGGUACUUACGGAGCAGAGCACGAUUGAGUUUAUGCAGCGCGAAGGAGAGAGGAUACGACUCUCCGUUAGUUUUGCGUCUGUACGUCACGCUCUUGGACGACUACUAGGCAGGCAGGACGCGUUGUGGUUUACUGCGCUCGUAUUGCCACCAUUUGAACGUCGAGUGCCACCUAAGUACAUGCAGAAGCGGGCGAGGGCAGCUUCGACGACUGUAUAA
Messenger RNA from Phytophthora infestans T30-4, 732 nucleotides. RefSeq lists its product as uncharacterized. Gene Ontology annotation, molecular function: palmitoyltransferase activity. The transcript is spliced from 3 exons. NCBI's taxonomy places the organism in Eukaryota, Oomycota, Peronosporomycetes, Peronosporales, Peronosporaceae. Bases 1 to 732 code for a protein of 243 amino acids. The record is from RefSeq and is a predicted model, not a curated record.